AUGAACUAAAAAAAUCCCUUAAAACGACUAUAACAUGUGAUCAAUGCAAAAACAUUUUCGCUAAAUAGAAAUCUUUCUAAGUUACAGGUGUGGACAGGCUUCUAAAUGCCUAAGCAUUUCAAAAUUUUCAGUGCAUACAGGCAACAGCGGCAACAGAAUUCAUAUACCACCAACUCGGCAUGCAAAACAGCUUGCAAAGGCAGACUGACAUUCGGGGUUUGUUUGUUGCAAUGCAACAUUUAUGCGUAACUUGUUAAUUAAUUGAGGUAUUUAACAACAAUACCAUCAGAAUGUGAAGUGUUACAAAAUCCGCAAGAGAAACAACAGAAAUAGAAAAAAAACCAAACCAAACAGAAGAAGCAGAAAACGGAGAAACAAAGCAAAAUAAUCUCUGCGGUUGUUACUCACUGCAAUUUACUGCACAUGUUGCCACAUGCAUUCCACUCGUGGUCUCCUUAGCUCGUUCAUUGCAUGCUGUAUUUGCUUUUGUUUUUGCCUUACUUGAUAUUUUUGACAAACCAAGAAUGGUGACCAGCAAAGCGGACAAUCAGACUGUUGCACUUCCGAAAAUGAACUCUGUGCGUUCACGCAAGGCCAGUGGUAGUAAUUCGUCGGCAGUUCGACUCUUGGAAAGCGAUCACCAAGAGACCUCAUCCAGUGUUAGCCGCAAUUCGGUCUACAAAUUAAAAAUUGAUUUAAUGUUCGACGACACCAGCCGAUCAGCUCGCAGCCAACGCCUCGAUGAUCCACAUGGAUCCCAUCGAACAAGAUCUAUAAUUAUGUAUGGUCGAAGUGAAUUGGCCAGUACAGGCGGCGACAGUUCGCGUUCCAUUACUAGUUACUUGCAUGAAACCAAUGAGACUGCAAAAAUUCUUGCAGACAAUACCAAAAAAGACGUGCAAAGAAUUAGCAACAGUGUCCAGGCGCAGAUCGAACAGCUAUUUACAGAUGUCGCUAAAGAUGCCACAAGUAGUUUUCCGGUAACAUGCCUCGGAUCACUACCACUAAAGGAUAAAGUGACCAGCUUGCUGGGUCUUCAAGAACCGCUAAGAGACUUAUAUUUAAAGGAAAUCAUUGAAGAGAAACGAAAUAUAGGCACCCUCGACAUUUGCGCCACAGGACUACGAGUGAAGGUUACAACAAAAGGCAAUAACAGCACGAAAUCAUCAGAAGUAGGAGAUAUCACUCCGUUUCACAACAUUGCCGUAUGGUCGGCUGUGAAGUUUACAGUGUCCGCAGAUGAUGGCGGUGCAGCGUUCCUGCCAUUAAUUACAUCGCCUGAAAAUAUUGACAAGAGUUUACUUUUUCAACCUCUAAGUGUGGUGGAACAAAAGCGACUGGCUAAAAAUCAACAUGCCCCUAUUUUCGCAGUCGUCAUGCGAUCAGCUGGUAUGCCAAAAGUCCUAGAAUGUCAUGGAUUCAUUUGCAAGAGCACUGAAGAUGCCAUCGUCAUUGCUGCAACACUAUAUCAAAGCCUUAUGGCCCACGUCAGUUCUAAUUCUCACCGCAGCACCAAGCGACGCACUCCACGUAAUCAGAAUGGAGUCAGCUGUAUCAGCAUUGCUAGCAGCUCGGCCAUCACUGGAUCCAACUAUCUGACACGUUCUCAGCUAACGUCAGGUGGGCGGAAGAGCUCAUUCCGUAGCACAAGUGGAAGCAUUGGGAAUGUGCCUUCGGUGUCUUCAAGAUCGGGACGCAAGAAGCGAGUUGCUACAAGUUCGCUUAGUUCUAGCAGCAAUAUCAUUAAUGAAGCUGCAGAGACCUCGACGGAAGAGAGAAAGCGUAAAUCACACAAAGCGAAACGGGCACCCCCAAUACCAACAACAGUGCCAGGGGAAAUGUCAAGAAAGCUGCAUUCUUCUGGUCGUGAGAGUCGUAAUUCCCCAUCGCAUCCGUAUUUUGAUAAAUUGGACAGCACAAGGAAAAGCAACAAUACAGGACAUGCAAAGAAAACAAGUGGCGCGACAGUCUACAGAGCAUCUCAGCUGCUGGGCAAUGGUUUGCCACCGGCUGUUGUAGCUGCGGCAGUAGCUUCCUCAGGCAACGGUUUACGAACUGGCGACAUGAGCGGUGAUAUUUUUACACGUGUUGCAAUACCAAGAUCCGGUAGCUUCCUCAACACGGGAGGCCUUACGCGAUAUAAAUCGAGAGCAGCACGUCGCCAUUCCGAUAAAAUUGGUUCGGGAGGUGGCGGUGGUGGUUCACCACUUGGUUUCAGCGAACUCUUCAACGAAUUCCGCUUACACGAGAAUCUACACUCGUUGGAUGAUAUUUUGUCUGCCAUCAUCGAUGCCGAUGGAAUGUCGUUCAAUGACUUGAAACCAAUCUAUAAGGAAUUUCUACUGAAGCUGGCAGUAACACUGACAAAAGAUGAGCUCUUUCAGAGAUCGAAAAACAUCAUGCGUCGCCAGAAGAAGAAGAAGCUAAAGCGCAAGCUCUAUUCCAAUAAUUCCCAAAAAAAACCGAAAACCCCUAUUUUUGGCACAAAAAGUUUGAAGAAGGUUUUUCAGUUAGGACAGUUUCGCUCGUGUCGUGGAAAGCCACCAAAGCCGCCUCGGAAUAAGGAUUUAGAAAAUCAUCAUCGAAAAUCGGAUCCUCCUAUUAUAAUUGGACCGCCCACGACCAUAUCCCAACACCCCACUCAUGGACGUUCCUCGUCCAAUCGUCAGCACAACCAACGCAAUCGUGCUACCACCAGCGGUUCCGAUGUAUCCCUAGUGCGUCCAGAGAAUGCCUUUCCUGGAUUGAACCGAAACAGUAGCAGCGGAUAUGUCUCUUGCUCAGAAUGUAGUUAUGAUUCCGAGUCAUGCACGUGCACAUCAGCGGAUCGCUGCUAUUGCAGUCUACGUACAGAUCAGCUGAACGAGAAGGAAUUACGCCGGCGGAAUGAGCGUAAGUCAUCGAAGAAGCUUGCCCAAAAUACCAACACAAACCGUCAAUCGCUGAUUUCAUGCAAGUCUGACGACAAGUGUUAUUGUUCUUUGGUGGAGGAGGAGAACGUCGUCACCGGUGCCGAAGAAGACUCACAUCAUACACACUCUGACACCACCUGGUGCGAUACGGACAGCUGCAUUAGCGCCAGCAAAUGUUAUUGUAAGCGUAUAGAACCCAAUGCCGCCCUUAACAGAGCGUUGGAAAUCAAUGGCAAGAAUAAAUCCCACAAGCGUAAGUCCCGCUCAUCAACACGCAAGUCUUCGGAAAAAUUGGCCGUGGAUUAUGAACUUUUCAAUUUAAACAGCAAUGGCAGCAGUAAACCGGUCCAGACUCAUGAAGCGUUGAGCGUCAAAAAAAGCGUUGAGGCUGCCGCCAUUUUUGCCGAUGUCAAGUUAAGUCAGACGACGGAUAUCAAAAGCCUUUGCUCUAACCCCAAUGCCAGAAACAGCGUUACAUCCCGCUCAUACUCUAUAGCAUCGCGCAAACAGUCGCAUUCAUACCGCAAGAGAGAAUCAUUCAGCAUUGGGCGCAAGAAUGAAAAGAAUGCUGCACCACUUCAGUCGUUGUCCUCCAGUUCGUCUCAGAAAUCAUGCAGUGCUGACGAUUUGCUCAAGCAGCUGAGUUACAUUGAGAAGAAUAUAGCCCGGGCCGCUUCAGUGCAUAGCGGUAAGAGUAAAACGCGCGAAAUAAUUCUGCGGGAAAAUUUCCAAAACAACUAUCAAUCGAUGCGAGCUGUCAGUGCCUCUCUCGAGGACACCUUGGGAUAUUUGCCAUAAAACUUUCGAAGAUGAUAUUCUUCUUUCUAGCUGUCUCUGUACUACUAACAAUUAGAUUAGAAAUAACAAUGUAUGGUUAAACAAGGGUUUGAAGCGAAUGAAAUUGGAGUCCAUCCAAUUCAACAUUCCCCAGAAAAAAUGAAAUGGAAACAGGGAUCCUCAAAAACGUUUUUGAUGCUUUUUUGGUUUUCUCUCACACUUUGCACGGAAGUUUCAUCUUCCGCUGGAAAAAGCUAAAAGCAAUACAAAUUUCAACGAACUCAUUCUGUAUAUGCAUUUAUUUUGAAACUUAAUCUUUUGCCCCUAUACUAUGAUAUCAAUUGAAUUAGUGCUGCGAGUUUUCUUAACCCUUACAAACUCAGUAGUAUUAAACAUUCAAGCCAAUGGUACAAAUCAUUCCCGAAUGCAAAAAUUCUCAAUUAACUAUCAUUUGGAAAAAUUCAAAGAACAAAGGUCGCUUCUGGGUCCAGCUUCUAAUAUGUUGGAACCCAUAAUCUGACAUAUGGACAAGUGAUUAUGAAACUCAUCCUCCUUUAAGUACAAAGGUGCCAACAAAAAUUCAUUUUUCAAUUCCUAUUUGCUAACCUAUGAUAUAUCUGUAUAUCAAAAUUGUGCUUCCUUCAAAUGUUAAUUUAUCAUACAUGUGCAAACUGUAAUCUGACACUGUCUUGGGGUAUCCAUUUCUUUAAUACCAACAGCACACUAUUUCUAAAUGUUACCAGAUUUCCUUCUUUGCCUCUGCAGGAGCAUGCGCCUAUACCAAAACCAUCAGAUUGAUGUAUAUUUCUUUGGUUGAAUUUUCGGACUUCACUCUGACUCCUGAACAUCUUGAUUUCUCCACACUAACGUCUUUCAAUUUCUCUCUUCUUCCUGCGGAAAAUGCGUUUCUGUUCUCUUCAGUCGAUACUAAUCCUUCACCUGGCGCAUUGCUUCUAACUGCAGAGUUGCUCUGUAAGCCGCAUUUUUGGUUUUUGUACCAUUCCUACUCUCCUGUUUGUACCACGCCUCCUAAAAUCUAUACUCGGGUGCAUUUGGUACACGAUUUUGGAUAUCUAUUAUAACCACCACCGUAGGAUAGGGGGUAUAUUAAUUUAGUCAUUCCGUUUGCAACACAUCGAAAUAUCAAUUUGCGACCCUACAAAGUAUAUAUAUUAUCUAUCCAUCUGUUCGUCCGUCUGUUGUAAUCACUCUAUAGGCUUCAAAAAUUGAGAUAUUGAGCUUAUACAUUUUUUUGAUGUACGCUGGUUAAGUUCUUGAACGGGCCAAAUCAAACCAUAUUUGGAUAUACUUGCUAUAUAAACCGAUUUUCCUAUAAAGGGUCUAAUGCCCAUAAAAACUUCAUUUUCCGAUUUUGCUCAAAUUUUAAACAGUGAGUAGUUAUAUGCCUCCCAACAUCUGCCCCAAAUAUGGUUCAGAUCGGACUAUAUUUAGAUAUAGCUGCCAUAUGGACCGAUCUGCCGAUAAAGGGUCUGAAGCCCAUAAAAGCUUUUUUUUAUCCGAUUUCGCUGAAAUUUAGAACAGUGAGUAGUUUUAGGCCUACCAACACCUGACCCAAAUAUGGUUCAAAUCGGACUAUAUUUAGAUAUAGCUGCCAUAUAGACUGAUCUCCCGAUAAAGGCUCUGGAGCCCAUAAAAGCUUUAUUUACUACCCGAUUUCGCUGAAAUUUUAAACAGUGGGUCUCCCGUCAUCAGGUCUCCCGUCAUCCGCCCUAAAUAUGGUUUGGAUCGGGCUAUAUUUAGAUAUAGCUGCCACAUAGACCGAUCUCCCGAUAAAGGGUCUGAAGACCAUAAAAGCAUUUUUUUUAUCCAAUUUUACUGAAAUUUUAAACAGUGAGUACUUUUAGGCCACCCGCCAUCCGACCCAAAUAUGGUAAAAAUAGGACUGUGUUUAUAUAUAGCUGUCAUAUAGACCGAUAUGCCAGUUAAGGGUCUAUUUAGUACCCGAUUUUGUUGAAAUUUUAAAUACAAAUUCAACAGUGACUUAUAUUUAUAAGAUCACUUAUAGUCCGUGCCGAAUUCGGGUGCAUAAGUUAUCCAAUUUUCAUUGGAUUGCGACGAAAGGGGGUUUACAUAUAUACCCGACGUGGUGGGUAUCCGGCCCGGCCGAACUUAAUGCCCUUUUACUUGUUACUCGUUGUUGGAUUACUCCAUGUUGGGAUGUGUUAUCUUUUAGCCUCAGAUCAUUAUAGGUCGCUUUCUUGCGCUGAGCAAAUAUUGUCUAGUCUCUCAUAAGCCAUAGUAAACCUGGUGUCAUCUUCUUCGACGUUUGACGCCAAUAUUAAGGAGGUCACUCUUUACAAAUCUUCGGUUUUCCAGAAUUUUUAUACCCUCCACCAUAAGAUGGGGGGUAUACUAAUUUCGUCAUUCUGUUUGUAACUACUCGAAAUAUUCGUCUGAGACCCCAUAAAGUAUAUAUAUUCUUGAUCGUCGUCACAUUUUAUAUCGAUCUAGCCAUGUCCGUCCGUCCGUCCGUCUGUCUGUCGAAAGCACGCUAACUUCCGAAGGAGUAAAAUAGCCGCUUGAAAUUGUGCACAAAUACUUUUUAUUAGUGUAGGUCGGUUGGUAUUGUAAAUGGGCCAUAUCGGUUCAUGUUUUGAUAUAGCUGCCAUAUAAACCGAUCUUGGGUCUUGACUUCUUGAGCCCCUAGAGUGCGCAAUUCUUAUCCGAUUGGAAUGAAAUUUUGCACGACGUGUUUUGUUAUGAUAUCCAACAACUGUGCUAAGUAUGGUUCAAAUCGGUCCUUAACCUGAUAUAGCUGCCAUAUAAACCGAUCUUGGGUCUUGACUUCUUGAGCCUCUACAGUGCGCAAUUCUUAUCCGAUCAGAAUGAAAUUUUGCACGACGUGUUUUGUUAUG
Messenger RNA from Stomoxys calcitrans (stable fly), 6565 nucleotides. RefSeq lists its product as uncharacterized. NCBI's taxonomy places the organism in Eukaryota, Metazoa, Arthropoda, Insecta, Diptera, Muscidae. The transcript has 9 exons. The coding region runs from base 525 to 3710 and encodes 1061 amino acids. The record is from RefSeq and is a predicted model, not a curated record.